Molecule: messenger RNA, 683 nt
Organism: Amphimedon queenslandica
Lineage: Eukaryota; Metazoa; Porifera; Demospongiae; Haplosclerida; Niphatidae
Product: protein canopy homolog 2-like
Exons: 5
Coding region: 92-592 (166 amino acids)
Cellular component (GO): endoplasmic reticulum
Source: RefSeq, a predicted model, not a curated record
CCAAUAAAAGGGCAGGGCUGCUGCAUUCGCUGCUCAUUGACCACAAAAAGUUCCCACUCUUCUUGAUCUUCUCUGUCUCUGAGCAAGCAAAAUGAAGGGCUCUUUCUUUCUCGCUUUUAUAAUUUAUUUUUCUUUAGUCUACAGGGCAGAAAGUGGCAGGGAAGUCCUGUGUGGAGCUUGUAAGGCAAUCAUAGAUGAAUUGGACUAUGCCAUAAAACACACUGAUCAAAAGAAGACCAUAGAUAUUGGCGGGAGGGAAACCAGGGCUGUAAAAUAUGCUGGCAGUGAGACCCAUCUGAUCGAACUGAUGGAAAACAUAUGUGACGAGAUGAAUAAUUAUGCUCUAUCAGAGGAUGGUGGGGGUAGAAAGAGCUAUGUGAGGUUUAAUUCAAGGGCAGGAGAGAGUGUCACACUUAACAAUGUCAAGAUUGACUCAAGUACAAUGAAAGAGCUCAAAGAUGCAUGCUCUACAGUGAUAUCUGCUUACGACGAUGACAUCUUGGACUUGUAUAUUUCAAAAACUCGUGACAAAAAGAAGCAGCUCUGUUCCUCCCUCUCUGGUUACUGCACAGGUAGCAGGUCAGAGUUGUAAGGACCAAAAACUUUAAAAUUUUUUUAGUUUAGAAUUUUUUCUAAUUUUUUUUGAAUCAAUUAUUUCCAUAAAACAAUGUUUUGAGCAUGUA